AUGCCGAGUACUACUCUCCUCAAAGCAGCCGGAUACGGCUCUUUUCUUGUUGCCAUCAAGCAUGCGCUUACUGGGAGAACUUUCCAAAGACUGCGCCAGUUCCAGGAACUGCCAAAUAUUGCAUACACAUGCAGCACGGUUGGCUGGUACCAAGGAAGCGCCUAUCUAGUCCUAACCGGGCUACUUAAUCUCCACUGGGCCCAGAACCCUAACUCGUUGGGGGAGCCAAUGAGCCGUGCGAUGGCUGCCUUGCUCGCCAUCAUUGCUUGGUCUAGCUCUGCUUGGUAUCUUCAACGGGGAAUUAAAGCGAGCGCGUUUCUCACAGCAACGGCCGGUAUACUACAAGCCUACGCAGUACUUUACUGA
This is a messenger RNA of Penicillium cataractarum, 366 nucleotides long. RefSeq lists its product as uncharacterized. The transcript has 3 exons. Lineage: Eukaryota; Fungi; Ascomycota; Eurotiomycetes; Eurotiales; Aspergillaceae. Bases 1 to 366 code for a protein of 121 amino acids. The record is from RefSeq and is a predicted model, not a curated record.